AUGCUUGCAAUAGAAGGGACAACACUACAUAACAACAAGGACACAUCAAACCUAGAAAUCAUUUUCAACCAGAGGGACAUAUGCUCGGCCGCACCACACUCAGACGACCUAGUGGUAAUUUCUAUCCAAACAGGCGAGUUAUUGGUAAGAAAAGUCCUCUUGGACCCAGGUAGCAGUGCCGAUGUUCUGUUUUACGCUACUUUUCUAAAAAUGCAAAUAUCUGAAAAACUUAUACAACCUUCAUCCGGAGAAUUAGUCGGAUUCUCCGGAGAAAGAGUACCAAUUAAGGGCUACAUAUGGUUGAAGACAAUGAUGGGAAACCACCCAUUGUCACGAACCACCGACAUACAAUACCUUAUAGCACAGGACGGAAAAAUAGCGACACUUCACUCGGACCGACAACAAGCUCGGCAAUGUUACAACGCAAGCCUGAAAAGGUCGGCUCUAAGACUAGAGUUCCAGCAAGAAGUCAAAGCGAUCCAUAACGCAAUAGAGGUACUGUCCUUGGCAGAGCUUGAUCCGCGUGAGGACACCCAAGAAAGGCCUCAACCAGCAGACGAGCUCCAGAAAAUCCCACUGAUGGAGAAACCAGAACGGUUCACAUACAUCGGCCAGGCACUACAGGGAAAGGAAAGAUCAGAACUGGUGAAAGUGUUGCAAGACAACGCCGACCUAUUUGCAUGGACCCCGGCAGAUAUACCAGGAAUAGAUCCGAGCAUUAUCUGCCAUAAACUCGCCACAAACAAGGCGAGCCGACCUAUAGCUCAGAAAAAGAGGAAUCUCGGAGCAGACAAAUCAAGGGCCGCACUGGAAGAAACCGAAAAGCUACUUAAAGCCAACUUCAUCAAAGAAAUCAGAUUCACUACAUGGCUCUCGAACGUAGUAAUGGUAAGAAAAAAUUCAGGUAAAUGGCGCAUGUGCGUCGACUUCACAGAUUUAAAUAAAGCAUGCCCCAAGGAUGCUUAUCCUCUACCAUGCAUCGAUAAACUCGUAGACAGUGCAUCAGGUUUCAAAAGCUUGAGCUUCAUGGAUGCAUACUUUGGUUACAACCAGAUACUCAUGCACCCAGAAGACCAAAGCAAAACCGCAUUUAUAACCGAGCAUGGAAAUUUUUGUUAUAGAGUAAUGCCAUUUGGACUAAAGAAUGCAGGUGCGACAUACCAGCGACUGAUGGACAAGGUGUUCCAUCAUCAGAUAGGUCGGAACAUGGAGAUCUAUGUGGAUGAUAUGGUCGCCAAGACCACCCAUGGGAAAUUACACUGCGAUGAUCUUAAAGAGGUAUUUGAACAAGUCCAAACAUACAGAAUGAGGCUCAACCCAGAAAAAUGUGCUUUUGGAGUACGAGGGGGGCAAAUUCCUCGAAUUCAUGCUAACAUCACGAGGUAUAGAGGCAAACCCAGAAAAAUGUGA
Molecule: messenger RNA, 1410 nt
Organism: Arachis ipaensis
Lineage: Eukaryota; Viridiplantae; Streptophyta; Magnoliopsida; Fabales; Fabaceae
Source: RefSeq, a predicted model, not a curated record